Molecule: messenger RNA, 867 nt
Organism: Pipistrellus nathusii (Nathusius's pipistrelle)
Lineage: Eukaryota; Metazoa; Chordata; Mammalia; Chiroptera; Vespertilionidae
Source: the annotation of a GenBank genome assembly
AUGAGGCGCCGGGAGAGCCCUUCGCGCGGCGCCGGCAGCUCCCGCCCGGGCGGGAAGAAGGCACACAAGUUGGCCGCCGCAGCAACUCCUCUCCCGGCGGGUCUAUUCGGGCCGGCGGCCGCGGCGGGGCAUCCGAAAUCCCUCCAGGGCGACCGCGGGCGCAGGGGCGCCGGCUCCUCGCUGCUGCUUCCCCGAGCCGGCGGCGGCGGCGGCGGCGCUGGGCGCGUGGACGAGCCGCUCUCCCCUCCUCCUCCUCCUCCUUCUCCUCCUCCUCCUCCUCCUCUCGCUGCCCCUCGCUCCGCUGCUGCUCGGUGCGGCGCCGCUGGCCGAGCGGGUCCUGGGGGCACGUCCCUCCGGCUGCUCCGGGCUCCGCGGCCGGCUCUGCCCGGCGGACUCCAGCGGCGGCGGCGGCGGCGGCGUCCGCGCACGUUGGCACCGGUUUGUCUGUCUCGCUGGGUCCAAGCCUUUAAAUUUCCUGCACUUUCAGCUCCAUCACCAUGGAAACCACGGACUCUCUCGGCGUUGCCCCCUCCCCCUGCUCCCCCCCCAACAACAACCCCACCCCCCACUCCUCCACCCCCGCCGAGGAGCCGGAGCGGCACAGGCUCCCGGGGAAGCCGCCUGCACUCGCGUCGGCGGCGGCUACGGCAGCGCCCAGGGCUGUGCCCCGCUGGACCGAGAUGUCCCGGGAAGCCGACAGGCCGGCUGCCCGCCCGCCCGAGCUCACAGGCGGCGGCGGCGGCGGCGGCGGCGGCGGCGGCGGCGACGGCGGCGGCGGCGGCGGCGGCGGCGACGGCGGCGGCGGCGGCGGCGGCGGCGGCGCUUGGCAGAAGCAGUUUCUCUCAUGGGAGACGGAUACGGAAGUGA